AUGGACUACAGCAUANUGACAGAGAUCCAUGAGAAGCUGAUCAACUUUGAACUGAAGCUUCAAUCACUUGCUAAUGCGUCUUCCCCUGUUCCGGUUACUGCAAAUGUGGUGGCCUAUAAGAACAAAGGUGGUCAUAACAACUCCAACUCUCGUCAACAACAUCGUGGUGAUUCUCGUGGACAGUGGAACUCCUCAAACACCGGUUCACGUGACUCUAGUGGCCGUGGAUAUCAGGGUCGUUGCCAGAUCUGUGGUGUGUUUGGUCACAGUGCAUGGCGGUGUUCACAACUUCAAGCUUCGGGUCGUGGCUACUCUCCUUCGAGCGGUGGCUACACACCAUGGCAGCCGCGAGCCAACGUUGCAGCCGUGUCAUUGCACAACCCUUGGAUUUGUGAUUCUGGUGCUACACACCACAUCACAUCUGAUCUUGCAAAUCUCUCGCUUCAUCAACCGUAUACUGGAGGUGAAGAGGUCACCAUUGCAGAUGGGUCUGGUCUUCCGAUCACACAUACCGGUUCCGCUUUACUCCCUACCCCAUCUCUCUCACUUGCUCUUACAGAUGUUUUAUAUGUUCCUAAUAUUGCUAAAAACCUUAUAUCGGUUUAUCGAUUGUGCAAUGCUAAUCAAGUGUCCGUUCAUUUCUAUCCGNUUUUUUAA
Camelina sativa (false flax) is the source of this 657-nucleotide messenger RNA. Lineage: Eukaryota; Viridiplantae; Streptophyta; Magnoliopsida; Brassicales; Brassicaceae. The record is from RefSeq and is a predicted model, not a curated record.